CCCGGAUGUAGCGGGACGAGGCGCUACCGCCAUCUUUGCCCAGAGAGCAGUGAGCUGAUCGUGGCUGAGCCCCCCCGCCAGACCCAUCGGUCUCCAUCCGCCCCGCGCAGCCCCCGCCGCCCUCACUCGCCGGACAUGGACGAUCGGGAGGACCUCGUCUAUCAGGCCAAGCUAGCCGAGCAAGCUGAGCGCUACGAUGAAAUGGUUGAAUCAAUGAAAAAAGUGGCUGGAAUGGAUGUGGAAUUGACAGUUGAAGAACGGAAUCUGCUGUCUGUUGCAUACAAAAAUGUGAUUGGAGCUAGAAGAGCUUCUUGGAGAAUAAUCAGCAGCAUUGAACAGAAAGAGGAAAACAAGGGUGGAGAAGACAAAUUAAAGAUGAUCCGAGAGUAUCGGCAAAUGGUUGAGACUGAAUUGAAACUAAUCUGUUGUGACAUUCUGGAUGUACUGGACAAACACCUCAUUCCAGCAGCCAACACUGGUGAAUCCAAGGUUUUCUAUUAUAAAAUGAAAGGGGACUACCACAGGUAUCUUGCUGAGUUUGCCACAGGAAAUGACAGAAAGGAAGCUGCUGAGAACAGCCUGGUGGCUUAUAAAGCUGCUAGUGAUAUUGCAAUGACAGAACUUCCUCCUACACAUCCCAUCCGUCUAGGUCUUGCCCUCAACUUCUCUGUUUUCUACUAUGAAAUUCUUAAUUCUCCUGACCGUGCCUGCAGGUUGGCAAAAGCAGCUUUCGAUGAUGCUAUUGCAGAACUGGAUACGCUGAGUGAAGAAAGCUAUAAGGAUUCUACACUUAUCAUGCAGUUGUUACGUGAUAAUCUGACACUAUGGACUUCAGACAUGCAGGGUGAUGAUUCCUAAAGGAUUUCACCUGUUCAUUUUCUAAAUCCUACUUUGUGAAGAACAGAGUAAAGAAGCGCUGCAGGAUGUGGAAGAUGAGAACCAGUGAGACACAAAGGCCAAUAAGAGACCCCAUCUCUGUCCCCAUUCACCUGUUCCCCCUCCUCCUGCCCUCCCCAGCCCCUCAGUGUCACUGGGAGCCACCCAAUCUAAUGUUUGUGAUGGCUCUCAAAAUUUAGGUUCCUACCCUGGUUUUUUUUUUUUUUACACAAUUGAAAAUUUCUUUAAAGGCAAGAGUGAAUGUCUGUGGAUUUUACUGGUGCCAGCUUUCAGUUUCUUUUAAGACACUAACCAGACUGGCUGUGUAGAGGCUUUUUCUGCGUUACUCUGUUGUCUUCUGUCAGGUGUUGAAGGUGACAUCUGGAAGCCAUUAGAAUUCUAGAGGAGACUUGUUGCACUGUAGGGUGCAUGUGGUGGCAUUUUUCCUUUUUUAUAAUUGUUUAAACAAUUUUAUACCAGUGUUUAAAAUUAAUUGGGUGUUUAGCUUGAAGUUACAGGUUGCAUUGAAACAGUUCUUGUAAUGGUUUUGCUGUAAAAGAAAACCACACAAAAAAACUCAAAACUGCUGCAAUAUUGCUGCACCAGAAAGUGCUGGUAACAGUUCAACAAUCCGUGGCUGCUCAUUCUUGCCUUCUCAUUUUUCCUCCAAGCAGGUUAGCAUUGAAGGUGGCGUUGAAAAGCCUGCAUGUGUGUUCAAUAUUUUUCUCUCCCCUCUCCCCUCCCUCUUCGCUAGCUCAACCUCUUUUGUUCAGUAUGUGUAACUUGAAGCUAAUUUGUACUACUGGAUAUCUGACUGGAGCCACAGAUACAGGAUCUGUAUUGUUCUUACUGAAACACAGCAUGGAAUUAACAUUAAACUUAAAUAAAACAACCCUAAAUUAAAAUGACGCCAAAUACUACCGCUACUUUUCCAGGGUAGCUGUCAAGCAAGAGAUGCAGGUAGAACAUAUAGCAGGGGAAAGAAAGUGAGAUUUCAGGGAAAGCUGUCACUGUGACCUUAAUUAGAUGUCCCAAACCAGAACAUGUCAAUCUAAAUUAGUAGCUGUACAUCAUGUGCAAACUUGGGCACUGAACCCAUCUCAGGCAGCCCAUCUGCUUAAGCAUUGCAACCCAAAGAAAGAUUGUUCCAGUAAAGCAGAGAGGCAUGCUCUAAGAACACUUGUCAGAGCUUGAAUUCAGGUUGAGCUAGAGCACAUCCUUGAAAACCACCCUAUCUGAUUUCUACAGGCUCUUUCUUUAAAAGUUCUGCUCAGCUGUAAGCAAUGUUCAGUCCUUUCAGUCAUGUGCUGGCAAAACACUGCAGGGAUUGUGGGGAAAUCCUACAUACACGCCCCAAAGUGUUUCUUGUGUCGCUUCAGUCUUCUUUCCUGACGAUUCCUUGCCACCAUCCUUCUUGCCUGAACUGUCUCCUUGCCUUUUGGUUCCAUCUGGGCUUUCCCCUUGAAUUGAGCAGCGAGUGUUGGAUAAAUAAAAUGCUGUGUAAAGAUUCUGUA
This is a messenger RNA of Eublepharis macularius, 2390 nucleotides long. It is a transcript of the gene YWHAE, whose product is annotated as tyrosine 3-monooxygenase/tryptophan 5-monooxygenase activation protein epsilon. Gene Ontology annotation, cellular component: cytoplasm. The record is from RefSeq and is a predicted model, not a curated record. The transcript is spliced from 7 exons. Lineage: Eukaryota; Metazoa; Chordata; Lepidosauria; Squamata; Eublepharidae. Gene Ontology annotation, biological process: signal transduction. The coding region runs from base 136 to 858 and encodes 240 amino acids.